Molecule: messenger RNA, 1497 nt
Organism: Cydia fagiglandana
Lineage: Eukaryota; Metazoa; Arthropoda; Insecta; Lepidoptera; Tortricidae
Product: lipase 1-like
Exons: 1
Coding region: 247-1395 (382 amino acids)
Biological process (GO): lipid metabolic process
Molecular function (GO): hydrolase activity, acting on ester bonds
Source: RefSeq, a predicted model, not a curated record
CUAUUCAAUGUUUUCUCCGUUCACAUUCGCCUCUAUUUGGGACUCGUUUAAUCGUCUACGGUCGUGCGUGUGAUAAUCGGAAAAUAUAUUAACUCCACGGCCGAUUCGGCCGCGGCGACUGCUAUCUAAAUUGGAAAAUAUUAAAAUUGUGUGAUUGUGCUUAUUUAUGUCAAGGUUUCAAAUAUAUCACAGCACACUCCCGAAAAGUUUUUGUGAAAUAAAUCGAAUUAAAGGCAAUUCAUAAACAUGUUAUUAACUAAUAUACUGUUGCUUCUCAUAGUGACCAGUGUACCAACAAAUUCAUUAAUACCUGAAGAUGCGCGUCUUAAUUUUACCGAACUGAGUAUGAAAUACGGUCACAACGCAGAAGAGCAUAGAGUGACCACAGAAGAUGGUUAUAUACUCACUCUAUUCCGUAUACCAGGGAAGAAACCUCCAGUAUUAUUACUGCACGGAUUAAACGACUGUUCAGACACAUUUAUUAUAAGAGGCAAUAGCUCUUUAGCUAUCACAUUAGCUAAUAAAGGCUAUGACACGUGGGCUGGGAAUACAAGAGGCAAUAAAUACGCGCGGCAACACACCAAACUAAAUCCAGAUACAGACCUAUCUUUCUGGGAUCACAGUUUUCACGAACAUGGAUAUUACGAUUUACCUGCUAUUAUUGAUUAUAUUUUAAACGUAACAGGACAUAAGACUAUUAAAAGCAUCGGAAAUUCUGAGGGUACAACAGAUCACUUCGUAUUAGGAUCCCUUAGACCUGAAUAUAACGAGAAAAUCCAACUCCUGAUUGCAAUGGGGCCCUCAGCGUUUUUCAAACAUCUGACGCCGCAACUAUCUUCAUUAAUGGCAAUGGGUCCUUUAUUAGAUCAAGUUGCACGGCCUUUUAAAAUUGAAGAAUUAUUCCGAGAAGGUAGUACUGAAAAAAAAUUUUUUGCGGCAAUCUGUAACCGUAACGCUCUUUUUUGUCGUGACCUUUUAUUUCAAGUUGGGGGACACGAUCCUAAACGCCUAGAACGGGAGUUUUUGCCUGUAUUAUUUGGACAUUUUCCUACAUCAGGAUCGAGGAAAGGUUUUAUUCAUUAUAGCCAACUGGGCUUGAGAAUGCGGUUUGCGUUAUUCGACUAUGGCGCUGCUGACAAUAUUAAACGCUACGGACACACUGAACCACCGGAUUACAAUCUCACUCAAUGUACUAUGAAAACAGCAUUUUUUGUGGGAAAAAACGACCUUGUGUGUGAUGUGAAGGAUGUAGAAUAUCUCCGAGCCGUUCUUCCUAACGUUGUGCUGUAUCAUUUAAUGGAACCGAAGACAUGGAACCAUUACGAUUUCGUUUGGGGUAAUGACAUGCCCAAGACUUUGUAUCCUCACGUUUUUAAGUUGUUGGAGAAAUUUUAACCUCCUGAGACUAAAUGUACAUUACAAUGUACAUAUUCGUUCAAUCUAAAUUGAACCUUUCAUGAACCAAAUAAAGUAGCAUUUCUUUUGUUUCAUUGCUUU